Messenger RNA from Trypanosoma grayi, 1185 nucleotides. RefSeq lists its product as hypothetical. Bases 1 to 1185 code for a protein of 394 amino acids. NCBI's taxonomy places the organism in Eukaryota, Euglenozoa, Kinetoplastea, Trypanosomatida, Trypanosomatidae. The transcript has a single exon. The record is from RefSeq and is a predicted model, not a curated record.
AUGUCGCUGAAGGUGUGGGUGAAGCGUAGCGGCGUGGGAGAUGAGGAGGCGCUAGGAUUGCGUGUCCCUGCGGAUGGAACAGCGCACAGUGUUGUGGAGGCGUGUCGCGGUGUCUUUCGGAAUUUACAGCCUUCGCCAAUGGCCUUACGCACAGAGGAAGGCAUCAUCAUAGCGCUGGCGUCUCCUGUCGCGGCUCUCCAGAGCCACACAUUGGAGCUUAUCGAGAUGCCACAAGCGGAGGCGCCCAAAAAACGUGCUACUCGUCCUGUUGUUACCGCCACAGCCGCUCCUGCUGUUGCCGCUGUCUCGCGUGUGAAGAGUGAACCACUUAUUCGGCAACAUUUGCCUCAACGACGAACAGCGCGUGCAGCACUGCAGAGUACCGCUGCGAUCAAUACAGCUUUCUCAGCCAGAAAAGGUGCCCCGGCCCCUCCCCAGAAGACGAAGGGCGUUUGCACUGCUUCCGAGGCGGCAAAGUCUACUUCUACGGUGGACAACUUCACCGUGCUUUGGGACGGCUUGCCGGCGUUCACGCCUCACCCGCCGUGCAGAAACAUACCUUCAGUAGCGGGCGUACUGCAGCUUGCAAGGUGCGCCUAUAUGGCUAGUCUCGGGCCGGCAGCUGCUGUCGACGGCGCCCUUGCGUGUGACGCUGGCGAGGGGCACCCCCCAGGCGGCGACGCAGCGACGUCCUCGAGGAACGAUGGCACGCCGGAGCUGCCAGGGUCGGUGAACAACUCCAACAACAACGACAGCAGAAGUCAUACCAGUGACACAGGGGAUGAUGUCAUUUGUGAAGAAUGCGAGAAUGAAGGCAUAAAGCAGUCACAUGGGGAACACGGUGUGAUGUCUCUGGGUGAACUGGGCGCGCUGGAGGGGGUCAAGGAAGAGGUGUCAGCAUUCCGCACAGCUAGUGAGCUCCCCUACGAGACCACUGCAGCCAUUGCAACACCACUUGUUUUCACGAAAGAAGCAGAGGUAGAGGCGUUGGCGAGGGAUGAGACCGCAUCUGUGGAACGUGUGACACUAGAAGCAGAUUGUCGCGCUGACGUGAACGAAGACCUCAAUCACAGUAUCCUCCACAACAACGUUAGGGAAAGCGAGGAAACCAGGGAUGAUGCUGUCGUGGGUGCGGCAGUCAAUGACUUGCCUGACAACGGCGAGGCCUACUUUGAUGAAUGGUAA